AUGCUGACACUCUACACCCAUGAUCACUGUUCACUGUGCGAUGAACUUGUGGAGCAACUGGAGGCACAAUUCGCCGGCCGGUAUCGUCUGGAGAAGGUCGACAUAACCAGAAAGGAAAAUGUGAAAUAUCUGCGCCUCUACCGGUUGGACAUUCCGGUGCUCUUUCUCAACGGACAGUUUCUCUGUAUGCAUCGGUUAAACGUGGACUUGCUGGACCGGCGGCUGAAGGAAUUGGAGCGCACCAAGCAGUGAACUUAUAAUAAUUAGGUGAAUAAUUAGGUGACAAAUUUAAAUGCCAGCUGGUCUGCUCAAGCUUAGGUUAAAAUGAUGAGAAGUAAUGCGAGAAGUAAAAUGAUGAGAAGUAAUGCGAGUGGAAUUGUAGGCAG
Molecule: messenger RNA, 386 nt
Organism: Anopheles aquasalis
Lineage: Eukaryota; Metazoa; Arthropoda; Insecta; Diptera; Culicidae
Product: glutaredoxin-like protein C5orf63 homolog
Source: RefSeq, a predicted model, not a curated record